AGGGUACCACAAACCAUGUCGGACCAGCGGACUGUUGUUAUUGCUAUUGAAGAUAGUGAGCACCCUUCGUACGCUUUUGAUUUUUACGUUGACAAUGUCCACAAGCCUGGAGAUCGUAUUGUCCUUGUCCAUGUGCCAGAGUAUAGUAGUGUAAUUACUGACUCUUCUUUAUUAACAAACACAGAAAUUCUUGCCGAGUUACUGAAAGUAACGGAAGAGAAAACACAAGAAUUGGUAGAAAAAUAUGCUUUGAAAAUGGAAGAACUGCGGGUAAGUGGAUCCGUAAAACAACAGACUGGGACACCAGGAAAGGCAAUUGUAGAAGCUGUAAAAGAAGAGAGAGCAGAUCUGUUGAUUUUAGGAUCAAGAGGGCGAGGAUUCAUUCGCAGGACGUUUUUAGGAAGUAUAAGUGAUUACUGUCUCCACCACUGUAAUGUCCCUGUAAUAGUGUGUAGACAUAAGAAAUUUAAAUGUUCUCAGAACCAAGCGUCUUUGUUAACAGACACACAGAGCCUUGCGGAACUAUUGAAAGUAAUGGAAGAGAAAACACAAGAAUUGAUAGAUAAAUAUACUGUGAAAAUGGAGAAACUGCGAGAUCAAGAGGUCGAGGAUUUAUUCGCAGGUAUAAGUGAUUACUGUCUCCACCACUGCAAUGUCCCUGUAAUAGUGUGUAGACAUAAGAAAUUUAGAUGUUCUCAGGACCAAGGUAAACAAUGA
Mercenaria mercenaria is the source of this 717-nucleotide messenger RNA. RefSeq lists its product as uncharacterized. Lineage: Eukaryota; Metazoa; Mollusca; Bivalvia; Venerida; Veneridae. The record is from RefSeq and is a predicted model, not a curated record. The transcript has 6 exons. The coding region runs from base 16 to 717 and encodes 233 amino acids.